UUGGACUACUGAACUUUGGUUUCAUUUCUUAUUUCUUCUUCUCUUUUCUCCAAGUCUUGGUUGGUUGCUAUCAAGAAUCAUAAGUUGCAUGCCCGCUUAAAAGAAAUAAUAUGCCAAAUAGCUCAGCAUAUGCAAUGGGGAAAAAGAUGAGUCGGUGUUAAUCGGUAGGUAUGACUUGCGGGUAGGGCUGUCGAUAAAUGAAAUGAAUAUCCGGUAUUACCUAAAACACCAUCUUAAGCAGAUGAUCAGAACAAAUCAUGGAUCUGUGUUGGCGUGUCCAUUAUCCUUUCGAGUCCCUCUUUGAUGAUCUGGUCUUAUAGGUGUCCACCCGCACCCUAUUUGGAUUGAAGCAGUAUGAAAAACCUGGUUGUUCUUUAGCUAAAGCAUUUGUGGUUUGGAAAUGGGGUUGAUAAUCCGUAUCGAGAAACUCAAAUAUCUUGGAAAGGUUAGUUUUUGUUCGAGAACCUUUCCUUUGAAUUUGACCUGAGUCAAUGUGUUCGGACUUGAUUUUCUCAUUGUCAGUCCUGAGUACUUGUCAUUCGUUUCUGCAAGAACUUUCUUUUCACUCUCUUUCUCUUAGUUGCUUUCACUCCAUCUCAAAUUCUGCACCACCAAUUGUGCAUAUUUUUCUCUACUCUUCUCGAUCCUCUUCUCCUUCCCUCUCCUUUUGACACUCCCUCUCGCCCUCGCUUUCUCGCUUAGCUAGCUAGGCUCCUCUAGCUAACUAGGCAAAACUCCUUAUAUAUAAACAAGAUCCUCCAUGCGUAAGAAAUUGCAGCUCCUUUGUUUCCUAAAAACUAUGAUCACCAGAUUCACCACUUAUAUCAUCAUAUAACUAGGACCAGUUCCCAUUUUGGUUCCUCCAAACUCUUCAAAAACACUAUGGCUGAUAAUACUUCGUUCAACGAAAGAAUCAUCCCCAUGGAUGAUCAUCAGCUGGACGUUGAUGUUCAAAAUCGAGCCGAGAGGGCUCGAUGGAUACUUGAUUCCCCCGAGCCACCAGGUCUGAUACACGAGCUAGUUAGUUCGAUCAAAGAGACCGUUUUUCAUUGUGGAAUGAAAACGUAUCCUUCAUCAAAUAAUGCCAAGACAAAAGCCAAAAGCAACCCGAAGCGCAUUUUUUCGAUCUUACAGGGGAUAUUUCCAAUUCUUCGAUGGGGUCGAAAAUAUACUGCUUCGAAAUUUAAAAGUGAUUUCUUCGCUGGCUUAACUCUAGCAAGUUUGAGCAUCCCGCAGAGUAUCGGAUACGCUAAUUUAGCGAAGCUUGAUCCUCAAUAUGGACUUUAUACCAAUGUUGUUCCGCCAUUGAUUUAUGCGGCAAUGGGCAGUUCAAGAGAGAUAGCGAUCGGGCCAGUAGCCGUUGUUUCGCUUCUUUUAUCAGCAAUGAUUCAGAAAAUUAGCGAUCCCUCCGUUGAUCCCAUCGGUUAUAGAAACCUUGUUUUCACUGUAACAUUCUUUGCUGGAGUUUUUCAAGCUGCAUUUGGAUUACUCAGGUUGGGUUUCCUUGUGAAUUUUUUAUCUCAUGCUGCAAUUGUGGGAUUCAUGGGUGGUGCCGCGAUUGUUAUCGGAUUGCAACAGCUGAAAGGACUACUUGGGCUUUCAAAUUUUACAAACAAAACCGACGUUGUGUCCGUUGUCGGAGCUAUUUGGAAAUCAGUACACCACAGUUGGAAUCCUUACAAUUUUGUGCUUGGGUGUUCAUUUCUGAUUUUCCUCUUGUCUACCAGAUUCUUGUGUAAAAAGAAGAAGAAGCUAUUCUGGUUGCCAGCAAUUGCUCCUCUGGUAUCAGUUAUAUUAUCCACUCUAAUUGUUUACAUAACAAAAGGGGAUAAACAUGGAAUUAAAAUUGUUAAACACAUCAAAAGAGGAAUCAAUCCAAUUUCAAUUCAGCAAUUAAGUUUUAAUGGCUCAAAUGUUGGAGAUGCUGCUAAAAUUGGAUUAAUUGCAGCAGUUGUUGCUCUAGCUGAAGCAGUUGCAGUAGGUAGAUCUUUCGCGUCAGUAAAGGGAUACCACCUUGAUGGAAAUAAAGAAAUGGUUGCCAUGGGCUUCAUGAACAUCGCAGGGUCCUGUACUUCAUGCUAUCUAGCAACGGGUUCGUUCUCGAGGACGGCUGUGAACUUUAGUGCGGGAUGUGAAACAGUUGUAUCAAAUAUCGUCAUGGCUGUAACUGUUAUUAUAGCAUUGGAGUGUCUCACUAGGUUGUUAUAUUUCACUCCAAUUGCGAUAUUGGCAUCCGUAAUAUUAUCAGCUUUGCCAGGGCUUAUCGAUGUUCAUGAAGCUUACGACAUUUGGAAGAUUGACAAAUUCGACUUUCUUGCUUGCAUUGGAGCAUUUUUUGGAGUCAUUUUCUGUUCUGUGGAAAUCGGUCUUCUUGCUGCGCUGAUUAUAUCAAUCCUGAAGAUCAUACUAACUGCAAUUCGACCUGGCAUCGAAGUACUUGGAAGACUCCCUCGAAGUGAUAUUUUCGGCAGCAUGAAUCAGUAUAAAAUGUUUCUUCCGACUCCUGGUGUACUCGUAAUACGCAUAGACACUGCAUUGCUUUGUUUUGCGAAUGCCAAUUUUGUCAAGGAAAGGAUAAUGAAAUGGAUAUUAGACGAAGAAGAAGAGGAGGAGGAAGAAGAAGAAGCAUCCAGAACAAAAGAAGAAAAAAAGAUUCGAGCGUUGAUCCUUGACAUGUCGAAUUUGUUGAACAUCGAUACAUCUGGAAUCAUUGCACUUGAAGAACUGAAAAAGAAGUUGUCUUCCUUCGGAAUUAAGGUAGCAUUAGCAAACCCAAGUUGGCAAGUUAUAAAUAAGCUAAAGCUAGCAAAGUUUGUCGACAAAACGGAAGAAGAAUCCGUCUUCCUCACAGUUGGUGAAGCUGUGAAUGCUUGUCUUGAAUCAAAGACUGCUACUGUCAAUACUUGUUAAGCAUUACUUUACUGCUAGUAUUAUCUGUAGUGUUAACUACUAAGGAUGAUAUGCAUAAAAAUGUUGUCUUAAGUACUAUGUGUCUCGCCAGUUCUGGUGAGACGGUCGUCUUGAGUUCAAUUCCUGCCGAUUGAUGUUGUUGUACAUGCGUUAUUUGGCUUUUCAUAUGGACCAUGUUGCUAUGUA
Molecule: messenger RNA, 3096 nt
Organism: Papaver somniferum (opium poppy)
Lineage: Eukaryota; Viridiplantae; Streptophyta; Magnoliopsida; Ranunculales; Papaveraceae
Product: low affinity sulfate transporter 3-like
Exons: 12
Coding region: 883-2910 (675 amino acids)
Biological process (GO): transmembrane transport
Cellular component (GO): membrane
Source: RefSeq, a predicted model, not a curated record